GUCAUUAUGUCCAUCAACGACUCCUCUGCCUGCUACAACAACAGUACAGGCCACAUCAACAUCUUCUCUGUGUGCAUGUACUCCCUCAUCUCCAUUGUGGGGCUCAUUUUUAAUCUCAUAGCACUGGUCUUUUUCUUCAGCCACACCAAAUCAAGGUCACAAACCAUUGUUUAUAUGACCAACCUGGCCAUAGCAGAUGUACUUCUCAUCCUCACAUUGCCCAUGAGGAUCUACUACCAUCUGGGAUUUGAUGGCCUUCCUGCGUGGCUGUGUGAUGGCCUUGGUUUGAUCCUGAAGGCCAACAUGUAUGGGAGCAUCUUUCUCCUCACUUGUAUUUGCUUUGACCGUUGCAUGGCUGUCACCUUUCCUAUGUCAACAGUUGUCCAGGAGUGGCGAAAGAAAGCACCACUGAUUUGUAUCGGAAUAUGGAUGCUCACGUUUGGUGCCAGCCUGCCCAUCUACCUCUCGAGAAAAGUUUUCAACAAGCAUUGUUUUGAUAACCUGCCAGUCUACGCCACACAGCCCGGGGUGGUUGUUACCACGCUGUUUGUGGGGUUUGGUAUCCCAUUAGUAAUCAUGUUGAUUUGCUCUUGGGGUUUGGUCCAUGCUGUCCGACAAAGCACUGUGGCCCAGACCAACCUAGUGGACAGCAGAAAGAUCCAGAGGAUGAUUGCUACCAGCCUGCUCGUUUUCCUAGUCAGCUUCCUCCCUUACCAUGCCACCCUGGUUCUCCUCUAUGUGUAUAGAGAAAAUAUAACAUGCCUCAUGUUGGCUGCAUACCGCUAUAGCCUGAUGGUGGCAUGCUUCAACACAGUACUAGAUCCUGUUGCAUAUUAUUUCACCACGGACACCUUUAGGAGGAACAUAGACGUAAGAGCAGUUCGGAGGAUGUUCCCUUUGAAUAGUCAUAGUUCUGAGGUAAACAGCAGGAGCAGAGUGCCUAACAACAGCUAAAGACAGAAGGAUAACUGAGUGCUGCAAUGGUUUGCAAUGGUGGCACUAAAACACUCUUCAUGCAUCAUGAAUGCAGAGAUAAAAGAUACAUUGGAAGAGAAAUGAAGAGCAAAAGAAGAGACAAGCUUUGAGCUAAAUGCUGAUGAUGCACUUGUAUGGUUGAGUUCUUGCAGAGUAGAAGACUAACUUAUGCGUUUUUCAGUUCCACUUUUUAAUCAACAUUAAGUUGGAAGAUUUGACUUUCCUGAUAGAUUCACAUGAGAUAGAAAACAGAAUAUAGCUAACAAACAGCUAAUUAUUUGACAGUAUACAAAUUUUAACUUUUCUGACUUUUAUUGUUACAUGUUUAAAGGCUUGAAACAUAAAUAUUUGUUUCAAGUGUCACUUGAUUGCAGCUAAAUAGUUUAUAGCUAUUCCAAAUGGUCACACUAGAACAUGGGUGAGAAACCUGGGAGUGAACAUUUUCUCUCAUUGCUCAUUGUUUUGGAUUUGUGAUA
This is a messenger RNA of Morone saxatilis (striped sea-bass), 1451 nucleotides long. Its product is annotated as lysophosphatidic acid receptor 6. Gene Ontology annotation, biological process: positive regulation of Rho protein signal transduction; phospholipase C-activating G protein-coupled receptor signaling pathway. The transcript has a single exon. Gene Ontology annotation, molecular function: lysophosphatidic acid receptor activity. The coding region runs from base 7 to 954 and encodes 315 amino acids. Lineage: Eukaryota; Metazoa; Chordata; Actinopteri; Moronidae. Gene Ontology annotation, cellular component: membrane. The record is from RefSeq and is a predicted model, not a curated record.